AAAAAACCAUUUACCAAUUACCAGUUGUCGGUACUAGUGCAGUUGAACGGCCCAUAUCAAGUGGGACCCACUAUUGCCACGGCACGGUCAAACACUUGCACUCUGUUAGUUUGUUAGUAGGCCUCUCUCUGCUUGAUGGAGUCAACAUCCGUUCCCUCUCGCCAAAUCUCGGCCCCAAAUCAUGAUUCAGGGGACAUACCCGUCAUUUACCAAACAGAAACGGCUGAAACUUUAAAAUAACCGGGAAAAGGGAAACCCGAUUUGUCGGUGCAGAAAAUAACCAGCUACCACAUUACUAACAAGAAAGAAUCAGAUUCUCCGCCAUCGGGCUUUCUCCCUUCCGGGUUGGCUCAGAUCCGACUCCAAAACUAAUAAACUAUUCCUUAAUUAGGAUUUUUAGUUUCUAAAACAAGCAUUUACCCGCUACUUUUUUCUUUCUUUUGUAAAUUAACAAAAGUUUGCAGAGCUGCAUCUCUAAACCACAGAUUUCCAAAUUUUUGAAUCGAUUUCUCCUCAUAAAUCUCUAUCGCAUUGCUAAAUGCAAGCGAUUAGACAUUGUAUUCAAUCUCGGAGAAGUUAUUUAAAUUUUCUUGGGAGUUUAUAAUCACAUUAUCGUGAUAGAUCUAGACCUUAUAGAUUGUUCUUGAUAUAUAAGGCUCGCAUUUUCCGAAAUGGGGGAGAAGUCGAGGUCAAGAGGUUUCUGUGGUUGGUUCAUUGUGGCUGUAGUAUUAGCAGUAGUUGUGGUUGCGGUGGUUUACACAGUUAAAAAGAAAACUCAUAAUUCCGGCGAUGCUAGUCCUGUUCCAGGCCCUCCCGGCGCUGUGGAAAAGAAAUACGCGGAUGCUCUCAAUAUCGCGAUGCAAUUCUUCGACAUCCAAAAAUCUGGUAAGUUGGUGGAUAAUGGUAUAUCAUGGAGAGGUGACUCGGCUCUUGAUGAUGGAAAUGAAGCGAAAAGAGACCUAUCAAAAGGAAUGUAUGAUGCUGGAGAUCAUAUGAAGUUUGGUUUUCCAAUGGCUUUUACUGCAACAAUAUUGUCUUGGGCUAUUCUUGAGUAUGGUGAUCAAAUGGAUGCCGUUAAUCAGUUGGAACCUGCUCAAGAUUCGCUUAAGUGGAUCACUGAUUACCUCAUCAAUGCUCAUGCUUCAGAAAAUGUGCUUUACGUUCAGGUUGGUGAUCCCAAGGCUGACCAUGGUUGUUGGGACAGGCCUGAGGAUAUGACCGAGAAGAGGCCUCUUAUUCAGGUGAAUGAAACUUCUCCAGGAUCAGACGUUGCUGCUGAAACUGCGGCAGCUCUGGCUUCUUCAUCUCUGGUGUUUAAGAAAAGUGAUCCAGCUUAUUCAAGCACCCUUCUUAAGCAUGCUCGACAAUUGUUUAGUUUUGCUGAUAGGCAUAGAGGUUCUUACAGUGAGAGCAUCCCUGAAGUCCAGAACUUCUAUAAUUCAACUGGAUACGGGGAUGAGCUUCUAUGGGCGGCCACCUGGCUUUACCAUGCAACAAAUGAUAAAUCUUACCUCCAAUAUGUCACCGGAACAAAUGGAAAAUCCUAUGCAAAUUGGGGAAGUCCAACCUGGUUUAGUUGGGACAAUAAACUAGCAGGAACCCAGGUUCUACUGUCCAGAUUAACCUUCUUUGGUGAGAAAGACACCUCAAACUCAGGCCUUCAAAUGUAUAGGCAAACAGCUGAAGCUGUGAUGUGCGGGCUUUUGCCUGAUUCUCCAACAGCCACAAGCAGCAGAACUGAUGGUGGCCUUAUAUGGGUCAGUGAAUGGAAUGCUCUGCAACAUCCUGUUGCUUCUGCAUUCUUAGCUGCUCUUUAUAGUGACUACAUGCUUACUUCAAGGACUGCAAAGCUGUCUUGCGAUGGAACUUCAUUUAAACCAUCUGAUCUUCGGAAAUUUGCCAAAUCCCAGGCUGAUUAUGUCUUGGGCAAGAAUCCUAUGAAAAUGAGCUAUCUUGUCGGAUAUGGUGACAAGUACCCACAAUAUGUGCACCAUAGGGGAGCUUCAAUCCCAGCUGAUGCAACAACGGGCUGCAAGGAUGGCUGGAAAUGGCUUGAUGCAGAGGAACCCAAUCCCAAUGUUGCUUACGGUGCAUUUGUAGGUGGGCCCUUCUUAAACGAGUCAUAUGUUGAUUCUCGGAACAACUCAAUGCAAGGGGAACCAAGUACAUAUAACAGUGCAGUCAUUGUUGGCCUGCUAUCGAGCCUGGUCACCACGUCUUCAGCAGUUCAGUCCUUCGCCUAAAAUUGUCCGGAGUAUAUCUCUAGUUACAAUGUUGUUUGUACUAUAUGUAGCAGUAAGUGUUACUGGUUUCUAUGCAGAAUUUGCACCUUAAAUAGUUUUACUUUACACUGUAAUCCCCGUGUCUGAGUUUCUUGGUUCAGUUGCAUGUAGAAUCUUUUUUGCUUGUACCUAGUGGGAUGCCCUAAAAUACGAAUCCUUCUUUUUUCA
Messenger RNA from Ricinus communis (castor bean), 2450 nucleotides. RefSeq names its product endoglucanase 10. The coding region runs from base 672 to 2243 and encodes 523 amino acids. Gene Ontology annotation, biological process: carbohydrate metabolic process. The record is from RefSeq and is a predicted model, not a curated record. The transcript has 6 exons. Gene Ontology annotation, molecular function: hydrolase activity, hydrolyzing O-glycosyl compounds. NCBI's taxonomy places the organism in Eukaryota, Viridiplantae, Streptophyta, Magnoliopsida, Malpighiales, Euphorbiaceae.